CCGCCCACCAGGCCGCCACCACCACCAGCAGCACUCCAGCAGCAGCAGCAGGAUCUCGACGCCGCCGCGCCUCCGUGUUCCUCUCUCCACCGACCGUCGCCGCCCCGCCCUUCAUGGCCGGGCAGUCCGACCCGCACCUCUCCAUCUUCUCGCCCUCCGAGGUGGAGUUCGCGGCGGAGGAUGAGAUCGUCGACAUCGUCCCCAACAUCCGCAUGGAAGCCCUCAACAUGAUCUGCGGGGACUUCGGGCCCUUCUUCCCUCAAAUUCCGACCAAGGUGCCGCUCUGGCUCGCUGUCGCGCUCAAGAAGCGUGGCAAGUGCACCAUCCGCACCCCCAACUGGAUGACUGUUGACCGUUUGACACAGGUAUUGGAAGCAGAAAGAGAGUCCCCUCGAGAAUUCCAGCCAUUACCAUUCCACUAUAUUGAAAUUUCCAAGCUUCUGUUUGAUCAUGCUCGUGAUGACAUAUCAGAUGCAUACUUGGUGAGAUCUUUGAUUGAGGACAUCAGAGAUGUCAGAUUCCACAAGGUUGAGAAUGGAUUAGAGACAAUAUCGGGACGCACUCAUGCUGUAAAGCUCAAAAAUCUGUCUGCAAUGGAAGUGAACAUUGUCCGUCCUUUCAUGGUGAGAACUUUGCAGGCAUUCUAUAAGCACGAUAGUCCACAGAUGAUUCAGCAAGCAGAUAAUACAGGGAGCAGGCCAACACCAGUUACAGACCGUGGUCCAAGAAGAGAUCUAAGACGCAGGUAACGGGCUUUAUAUGCAUCUGCCUGUCGCUUGUAUUUACAGAUAAUUGGCUGUAUAUCUGAGGACGGCAGUAGUUGAAGGUAUUGGCAUUGCCUUGGUUGCAAUGUUACUAGCUAAGAAUAUGUUAAUGUCCUGACCCCUGAGAUCUAUUAGACAGUAAAGGCAGCAGUGCAUCGUCCAUUCAUUAGAAGGUUUUUUGGACUGUUCUAUUUGACCUGGUUGUAUCCUGUGACCAAGAGGAUACUGUCCUUGAAUGAUUGAACAACUGUAUGUCGUAGUUUGUUAGUUAUUACGCUUAAGCGGCUGGUAACACAUGCCUCACGGCCAUGGCCAGGCAUUGUAUUCUACUGCUUAUCCUGGAGCGGUACUAGAUGAGAUGGAUGUAUCCAUGCAUGGACUGUCGGAUAACACAGUUUCUGCCUUAGUUGGUUUGUUCUUCGCA
This is a messenger RNA of Setaria italica (foxtail millet), 1188 nucleotides long. Its product is annotated as DNA replication complex GINS protein PSF2. The transcript has 8 exons. Gene Ontology annotation, biological process: DNA replication; double-strand break repair via break-induced replication. Lineage: Eukaryota; Viridiplantae; Streptophyta; Magnoliopsida; Poales; Poaceae. Gene Ontology annotation, cellular component: nucleus; GINS complex. The record is from RefSeq and is a predicted model, not a curated record. The coding region runs from base 114 to 749 and encodes 211 amino acids.